Messenger RNA from Schistosoma spindalis, 3347 nucleotides. The record is from the annotation of a GenBank genome assembly. NCBI's taxonomy places the organism in Eukaryota, Metazoa, Platyhelminthes, Trematoda, Strigeidida, Schistosomatidae.
ACAUAGAUUAUUUGAAUUUGUUUACUUGUUAUUGCAGAUAUAUGUCUCUUAUGCAUUUCGGAUAAUUAAACUUUUAGUUAUCGGUUUUCAAAAUCAUAAACCUCUUUCCGAAAAUUAAGAAAAUUGACUAAGUGUCUUUGACGUUGAUAUUACAUUUGUUCGAUGUUCAGAGUCCUGUAAUAAUAAACGUAGGUUUGGUGAUCGCGAAAUGUUAGUAAUGCAAGAAGUCCAAAUUGCUUUUGACAUCUGAAUAGACGUUAAAACUCAGAAUCUAUUUUGUGUAAACAUCGAAGUUCUUAUGGGUUGCUACAAGGAGAGCGUACUAUGGCCUAUUUCUGGUUACAAUAUAAUGAUUUGGAUAGUCGACGAAUUGAUACACAAUUACUGUUUGCUGAAUUUGUUGAAAUUAUCACUACUUAAGCUUACUCACAACAAAAAGUAUCGUUUUAAUAUUGCCCUAUCAGUCUCAAAUCCAACAAGGUUUUGCGAAGAAUUCAUUAUAUGUGAUGAAAUAAACAUAUGUGCUUCCCUUAGGUGGGUCAAAGCAUUCCAACAUUUGGAAAAACUUGAAACGGCUUUGAACUUUGAUUUUAAUCAGUUCACUUCAGAUAAACCUUUUGAAAUUUAUUUAUUUGUUCCAACAACACUUCUCUACAAAUUUGCGGACGACAGUUGUUUGCUGGAUAAAAUAACGCAUCUUAGCACCAAGGCAUCUGUUCAUAUCAGACUUAUAGUUUCCGAAAAAACUGUGGUUAACGAACAUGUACCAUUUUCUGAAACUGAUGCCUCUGGGAUUAAAAUUCUUAAAAGUAUUUCUCAGUUAGCAUCUGGAACAUUUGCUAUCGUUCGAUUAUGUUCAUUUGUCAAAACAUGCUCAAAUGGUUGCACCACGUGGUUAGUGGGCAAACACGAACGCGGUUCUAAUCAUUUGAAAGCAUCAAAACGAUCCGAGGAAAUACAAAUUCAUAUGUCGUCAUUUAUUAACCAUUCACAGUCCAUUAAAUUACCUUGCGGAAAAGUUUACGUUGUGAGUGAUUCUAAAGAGCAUGAGUCUGUGUUAAUGAAGCCAACACUGUCAGCCUCUUCUGAAUUUACUGAUAGAUAUUUUAGACCACAAACGUGCCCCAAUUCUUUCAGCACUUUCGAUUGUUGUAUUCAUCCUCACCUGUGGUCACGUGUAUCUGUGAAUGAAAAACUAGUAAAGGAUUUAAAUCGUAGAAUUUGUGAGUCAGCUAAAGAUGAAGCGAACUCAAGAAAAUGUUUAUUUAAGUGGUUUACUGAUGAUUACGAUCAAAUAUCAAGUCUCCUUGACAACAAAAAGGUGCUAGCGAGGAGAUUAUCAGAUGGUCAUUACUACCUGGGGUCAGUUCAAACUGUCAAACCCCAUCUACCUGUAGAUCAAGUUUUUGUACGAUUCGGUCCUAUACACAAUUUAACAAGCUUUGAUUUGCGAAAAUCCAGAUCAGCUACUUCGAAUUCGGAUACAUUUCAUUACGAAUGGUUUGAUAUAACGGAAAUCAUUGACUUAGAGCACGCUAUCAGACACUCAAUUGAACCAGGUGAUUGUGUUCUUGUACCCUACAGUUGGCCCUUUCCUAAGUGUCCCAUUCUUAAAACGGAAAAACCAUCUAGUUUUGAGAAUCUCCGUUACUAUGCAGCUAUCGUAGUUUCUGGUGAAGAACAAAGAGUUGACAAGUUAACUAAAACUAAAAACUUCACAGAUGACCAAAAACUUUUGGUUGAAUUAGCUAGUUCGAACACUCGUGUUGGUCAUAUUUAUGUUCCGAAGCAAAAAGCUGUUUGGAUUUCACCGAAUACUUAUCAACGAAUUGUACUAGAACAAUAUAUGACACCAGAAGGCAGGAAAUGGUUAAAAAAUAAAACAUUUCUUCCAAAUAGUUAUCCAUUUCAAUCAGCUCCAGGUUAUCCUGCUGAUGGAUUUGGUAGAUUUAAAUCAUAUAAAAAUAGCCUUCAAUCAGAUUUACACAUUCAACCGUUGACUUUUCAACAGUUCAGACAUGGAACGGAUGUUCAAUUUGAAUAUUGUCCAUCACUUCAAUGUUGGCCUCUCUAUUCAGUAGUGAAUGACUUAUUACCAGUAACUAACGGGUGCCCCGUUUGGUGUGAUAAUGAAACAACAAGCAAACAUUUAAUAAAAUUACCCACUAAUGAAGUUUCAAACAAUCAUUUUCAGUCGGCUGAACCGAACUGUGAACAGAAUUUUGAGCCUAAAUUAGUGUAUAGGUCACGCAACAAACAUAUCAAUUAAGGUAAAGAGCCAUUACACUUACUCUCCCGUUGACUUUGAACUUGUACGAAUUCGGUUACGCUCAGUAACCACGCUUGUACUCUUUUGGCACGAACUCGGUAUUCUUUCGAUACCACGAGAUCGCCAACAAAUACAUCUCGACUACAGCCAUCAUCUGCCUUCUGAUAUUGGCCUACGGGGAUCUUAUUGGUUAAUUGGCACGUAGUCUUCUUGUAGCGGUGUUCAUAGUCAAGCUCAACUCGACACUACGCUACAAUUGGUGAGCCAAAUCUGGGAACACGUCUCAACCUCGGUCAAAUCUUCCGAAGAAGUCAAUCCGUUUUCUUUUUUUGAUUUUUUUGUAUCCUGAGCCCACGCCUUCGACCAUCGUCCGUUUGGUAACGUCGACUUCAGUCAACUUUGGCGAAAGCUGGUUUGGCCACCCACGCUCUUGUCAACGCACUCAGUCGAUAAUCUGGUUUCGAAUUCGCCUGGCAUACGCUUGGUUUCGCGUUUGGUCGUUAUGGUCGCGUCCGGUUUCUUGGCUCAACGUGGUUUCGUCCUACGUCUGCAGCGUUUUCUGGCCCGCAUCCCUACGAACGCAGUCUUCAGAUCCUGGAUACAAACCACUCUGGUGUGGUAUGUUAAUUCGACCAACAAAUACAGCACACUUCUCCUGGUACCGUUCUGCGCAAAAGACUUCCGUUGGCAACUCGAGGAUCAACGAUCACUUCCUGUUCCGCCAAUUUCCUCCGUCCCACAACCGCACUUCUGCCGAUCAGCCCCACGAAUCAAAUCGCUAACGAUCGAAAGUGUAAACCCUUUCUAGCGGGAGGCUCCUGUAGUGACCUACAUUUUUCAACAGAACGCGAUUGGUUCAAUGAAAACAAUUAUUAUUAUAACCAAUUGUACCAGUGACUGUUUUACUGUGCUCGUUUCUUUGACUGUGCUAAUGACAGCCAUUACACUUACUCUCCCGUUGACUUUGAACUUGUACGAAUUCGGUUACGCUCAGUAACCACGCUUGUACUCUUUUGGCACGAACUCGGUAUUCUUUCGAUACCACGAGAUCUCCAACAAAUACAUCUCGACUACAGCC